This is a messenger RNA of Mizuhopecten yessoensis (Yesso scallop), 1905 nucleotides long. RefSeq lists its product as uncharacterized. The record is from RefSeq and is a predicted model, not a curated record. Bases 1 to 1905 code for a protein of 634 amino acids. NCBI's taxonomy places the organism in Eukaryota, Metazoa, Mollusca, Bivalvia, Pectinida, Pectinidae. Gene Ontology annotation, molecular function: zinc ion binding. The transcript has 2 exons.
AUGGCGUCGAAACCGCCGCGAGCAUCAAAAUUGAAGUAUAUUGAGACAUUAGACCCUACUUCCAGAGCAAGAUACUUUAACAAACUACAGUUGAUAGACAGCAUUGAUCCGUACGAUGUGCCAAAGAAAGAUUGGUCAAGUGAUGAGAAGGGCUUACCUGAAGUCACCUACCCCGACAUCGUGAACUACCUUGUACACACACAGAGCGCUUACACACUGAGCGAGAUGAAGUCCUUCAAGUCCCUCGAAUCGUACAACCAUUUCGUCUGUGGAUGGGUGAAGGACUUACUGCAUUUUACAGCAAACAAUUAUGUUGUUGUUGCUGCACGGGUCAAACACUCGCAACGGAUGAAUGAUGCUCCUUUACAGCCAUGGGUUUUAUGUGAGAAGGAUGGCAACAUUGUCACAGGUCACUGCAACUGUAUGGCAGGGCUAGGGGAAGCCUGUAGUCACAUUGGAGCAGUAUUGUUUUAUGUUGAUGCUACAGUAAAGAUAAGGAAUUCAAAGACUGUGACACAGGAACCAGCGUACUGGCUAUUACCAAGAGGGAUACAGAAGGUGGGAUAUGACACCAUACAGAACAUUGACUUCCAGUCUGCAAAGACCCUGAAAAGGAACCUCGAUGAACAACUGUGCUCACCAAAGACGCCAAAAAGACAGAUGUUAGGGCAAAACUUGCCAAAUGUGUCAUCACCGUCACAGAGUGAAGUGUCAACUUUCCUAAGUAAAUUGCACAACACAGGCACAAAACCAGUUUUAUUAGCACUCAUGCCAGACUAUGCUUCUAAUUAUGUUCCAAGACAUCUCGGUGAGGAAUAUCCAUCCAUAUUGUCCGACCUGUUUCGAGAAGAAUGCAGUAAUAUGAACAGAGGAGAUCUACUUGAUCACUGCAAGGAGUUGUUUCACACAAUUACAGUUUCAGACUUGCAGGCAACCAAUGUAGAGUCAACCACCCGUCUUCAGACAGGAUGCAAGCAGUGGUUUCGUUUUAGGACUGGUAGAGUGACUGCUUCAAAGAUGAAGUCAGUGUGUGCCACAUCAGUCGACAAACCAUCACCGAGUCUAGUAAAACAGAUUUGCUAUCCAUCUCAAGUGAAAUUCAGCACAGAUGCAACAAGAUGGGGAUGUCAACAUGAAACAACAGCUCUUGACACCUAUUGUCAAAGUAUGAAUUUAUUUCAUGAGAACUUCACAUGUCGUAAGAGUGGUCUUGUCAUCAAUCCAAAGUACCCAUACAUUGGAGCUUCACCAGAUUCUGUUGUGUCCUGUGAUUGUUGUGGGGAAGGAACUGUUGAAGUAAAAUGUCCAUACUGUGUCCGGUCUAUGCCCAUUACAGAAGCAACAGAUAUAAAGGCAUCCUGCUUAGAGAGCAUAGAUGGCAGUGUUCGUUUGAAGAGGAAACACUCAUAUUAUUCUCAGGUGCAGACCCAGAUUUUUGUGUGCGACAAAGAGUAUUGUGACUUUGUUGUAUGGACGGAGCAAGAGGUCCACAUAGAAAGGAUAGAGCCUGAUGAGGAAUUUUGGAAUACUGUAACAACAAAGGCUGAGGAAUUCUUUAAAUAUGCCAUCCUUCCAGAACUUGUAGGAAAAUGUUAUUCCAGAGCAGUUAAUGCAUGCAGUAAAGCACCUUCUGGGUCAAGUCCUAGUGGUAGAGCAGUGUCCAGUGUAAAGAGUACCGAUACUACAGCAUCUAACAUAACAAAUCAGUCAGCAACAGUCAGUGAUGACACAGCAAAAGACAGACACCCAUAUGACCCAGAGUUUGACCGUGUGGUUGGUUGUGACAACCAAAACUGUCCAUAUGUAUGGUUACAUUUCACUUGUGUCAACAUUAAGAGAGCACCUAAGGCCAAGGGUAAUUGGUACUGUCCGCAGUGUCGGAAACUUCCACAGUUUAAGAAAUGA